AUCGUCUCAAUGUAGAUAUUCAUUAGUUCAUAGUCCCCUAACAAGGUCCUCCCGUCGCACAAUGUGGUUCAAGUGUUUGUUAUAUUUCGGGCUAACCAGCCUUAUAGGUUGUGAAAAAAGUUUCACCGUAGUGUUAGAUACAACUAAGUCUAUGUUAGAAGAGAUUGUUACAAUAAAAGUGAAUUUACAAUCCAUUGUUAACAUGUCUGGUAGUGAUAUAAGUAAUUAUAUUUUGGUGCCAUUCAAUGAUCCGGAUGUUGGUACACCCAUCAUUGUACCGACUUUACCACAGUUUUUAACAGCUGUGAAUGCCAUCACAGUAUCUGGUGGACAAAAGUGCCCAGAAAAUUCGCUUGCUGGCAUAGAAAAGGCAUUACAAAUAAGCAAACCAAAAUCUACAAUUUUCAUGUUCACGGACGCCUACGCAAAAGACGUUAGCAAGCUUCAGUCUGUCGAAACACUAUGUCGAAGCACUCGCAGUCAGGUGAUGAUAUUUCUGAGUGGUUUCUGUUCUCCCGAAUUGUCUCCAGGUGUAACUGAUCAAGUGUAUUACGACGUAGCUAAAGCUUGCUCAGGAUCAGUCCUGCUUCUAGAUACUGCGUCUUUAAGGCAGGCUUUCACUUUUAUGAAAGAGGUAAUAAAUGAGACGUGGACUGAUAUUAUUACCUAUGAGACUUUUACAGAAAACAAGCAACUUACUUUUUCAGUUGAUUCCUUUACAAAGACGUGGUUACUGGUUGUUUCUGGAGAUAACCCCAGAGUAGAUUUAACUAUACCUAAUACAAAUCAGAGUGUGGAUAAAAUACUGGACACGAGAACUACUCAGGUUCUUCGAUUAUCAGAGCCAUCGGCCGGCGAGUACACUAUAUCGGUGAGAUGUAGAAACAAGACAUCGGCUACUUUGUACAAAAGGUACGAGUUGCCACUGCGAUUCGGUUUCUCUACUAAAACUCCGAGAAGUAUGAAUGAAACCAGCACACAACCGAUGCCAGGUAGACCGAAUAAAAUCCUGAUAGAUGCUUCGCAAAGUAAGAUGAAACUUGAAGCCAUACAUUUACAAGUAACUAAUGAAGUAGAGAAGAAAGUUCUAGAGUUGAAAGAAAACCCCUCAGACUUGUAUUUAACCGAAGCGUUCGUUGGUUCAGACCAAGAAUUUCGUUUAUGGAUAAAAGGCUAUGACUUGGACACACUGAAAGAGAUUGUAGUUUCAUCGCAAAGUUUCGUCCCUCAGCAAGUUGCUGUAAUGGAUACUACGUGGAUAAAACCUGAAUCACAAAUAUUAGAUACCGAAGUAAAAACUAUAGAGUUUGGCUUCAAUGCGACGUUUGCAUGCAAAGUUACCGGUUACCCAGCCCCUGAAGUUUCGUGGGUGAAUGAGGAAGGAGAAACAUUACCUUCAGAGACCAUUCUGCUAGAAGUACCAUCACUAUAUAUAAGUUACGUUACCAUAGAAAAUGUCACAGCAAAUUCUACAAUCUAUUGCAAAUCGAAAAAUUCUGAAGGCGACGAUUCCCAAAGUAUAAAUUUCAAUGUACAUAGACCAUACACAUUUGAGGUUCUACAGACUCCUGAAGACCAGACAAUAGAAUAUGGUGGCGAGGGUAAAUUAUUCUGUCAAGUCUCAGCAUAUCCCGUGGCAGAGACUAAAUGGUACCACAAUGACACUAUAGUAACUUCAUCGGAUGAAAUUCAAGUAGAUUCGGAGACCAACGCUUUGUGGAUUAAAAAUAUGACUUUAAACACUUACGGUGAAUAUAAAUGUGAAUUAAAGAAUGAAGUCAACGAAAAAACAUUUACCGCCUUUGUGAACAUUUCUGGAAUAGAGGCACCUCAGGUAGCAGUAGAUACUACAAAUGUUGUUCUAAAAUUAGGAGACUGGAGUUAUCUGGAAUGCAGAAUUAUCAAAGGAAAACCAUCUCCCAUGAUUACUUGGACGUUUAGAUCUGAAGAUGGAUAUGAGUUUGCCUCAUUACCAGAUGGUGUGGUCGCUGAUGAUGGCAAAUUGAAAAUAGCAACAGCUCAACCCAAUCAUAAAGGCGUCUACAGAUGCGAAGCUAGCAAUGUGGAAGGGCAUCAUUCAGCUGAUAUUACUGUACAACUUCAGUAUCCACCAACAAUAACCAACGGCGAUCAGCAUACUCUGACGGUGAAAGAAGAAGAUGAUGUGGUGUUACCAUGCAAGGUGGACGCGUCACCUCCAGCCACUGUCCGCUGGGAGAUGUCCCAGGAUGAUGUCAUCAUCAGUCUAGACGAUAGACAUCGCACUGAUCAUCGAUACACUCACCGUUUCAAGGCUUUAUGGAAGGACUCAGGAAACUAUCACUGUAUUGCCGAAAAUAGUAUCGGCAGAGCUGAGAAGACCAUCACAGUUAAUGUUUUAGUGGCACCAUACAUUGAAGCUCCGAAAGAAAAGACCGUGCUUGCAAGAACUGGUGGCAAUCUUGUCUUAACUUGCAACGUCUUGUUUGGUAAUCCAGUGCCAUCCACAAAAUGGGAGUUCAUAGCAACCGACUCAAGUACCAAGAUACUGUUAAGGGGCAAUUCUUCAAGUUUGCUUCAUCUGAACAACGUGUCCUACAAGAAUGAGGGAUCCUACCUCUGCAUCGCCGAUAACACUGUGGGCAAUGACAGCAUCAACAUAUACGUAAAAAUACAAUAAAACAUAACUUAUAUAAUCUCACCUACAAGAGAAGACUUCACUCCACUUUCACUUCUAAACUCCUUCCCUGCAGGUAUAGAUCGAAAAUCCAUUUUUAAAUUAAUGUUUUUAGUCAAUAAAACUAUAAAUAAAUUCUUA
Messenger RNA from Spodoptera frugiperda (fall armyworm), 2797 nucleotides. Its product is annotated as hemicentin-1-like. The transcript is spliced from 17 exons. The record is from RefSeq and is a predicted model, not a curated record. Gene Ontology annotation, cellular component: neuron projection. Lineage: Eukaryota; Metazoa; Arthropoda; Insecta; Lepidoptera; Noctuidae. The coding region runs from base 62 to 2659 and encodes 865 amino acids.